AUGGGCGUAGUGCCGGACCAGGGCCCCUCAGCGAUCUCAGCGCUUGUCAUUGAAGAUCUGCAGCUGAUGCGGCACAUUCUCAAGAAUUGUGAAACUUGUCUCAAUGAGGCGGAGUCCGUCACUUUUGUGAAACCUCUAGAGGAGCAAUCUGGACCCGCUGAGACGUGGUCCCCAUCUUCCGAAAUAAACAAGGCCACAUCACCAGUGAAGCUAGAGGCUGUGGAUUUGCCUACUGAGGACGAGGUAAUUGAAGCGGUAGCGGAUCCAGACUCGACAUCACCUGCUGAUGGCGAUUUAGGAAUCGAUGGUGACAAUAUAUUCACUGGUGGACUGGAUCUGAAGACAGUAUGUCUUUUUUAA
Messenger RNA from Dibothriocephalus latus, 360 nucleotides. The record is from the annotation of a GenBank genome assembly. Lineage: Eukaryota; Metazoa; Platyhelminthes; Cestoda; Diphyllobothriidea; Diphyllobothriidae.